AUGGCCAACCACCAAGAAACACAGGCAGCAAGCACUCCUCGCCAACAAGAUGUCAUUGAAACAAGUCAUCUUGCCACCCGGCCAGUUCAGCUCGAUGACACCGUCCUCGUGAAAAUGGCCAACACGGUCUCCAACCUAGGCGACCUUACUCAAGACGCCGCAGCGGCCACGGCAUUCGAGAAGAAACUCACCUUCUUCCAAGCCAUCCGCAUGUACCCCAAACCGGCCUUCUUCUCCAUGGUCAUGUCACUCUCGCUCAUCAUGGAAGGGUACGAUACUUCCCUCCUAGGCGGUUUCUUCGGCUAUCCCCAGUUUCAGCGUAAAUUCGGCGAGCCAGUUGGUGACGGAACGUACCAACUUACGGCCACUUGGCAAUCUGGGCUACAGGCCGCGGUCCAAGUAGGUGAGAUUUUUGGCCUCUGGAUAGCUGGUGUUAUUGCCGACCGGUACGGCUAUAAGAAGACCUUUUUUGGAGCGCAGGUCAUGAUGAUUGGCGUGAUAUUCAUCAUGUUCUUUGCACAAAACUUGACGAUGCUGCUCAUUGGGGAAAUAUUGUGUGGUAUGCCUUGGGGUGCAUUUCAGACAUUGACGGCAACGUAUGCUGCUGAGAUUAGUCCGAUGCCUUUGCGGCCUUACCUGACUACAUAUUGCAACAUGUGUUGGGUUAUUGGGCAAAUGAUUUCUGCAGGUCUCUUGACUGGCCUUCUUGAACGAACAGAUGAAUGGGGAUGGAGAAUUCCGUACGCAACCCAGUGGUUUUGGCCCAUUCCCAUCAUCGUUGGCAUUUUUUUCGCGCCAGAGUCCCCAUGGUGGCUUGUCCGCCAAGACCGCAUCGAAGAUGCUAAGAAGACGCUUCGGAAAAUGGUCUCAGCCAAGGACUCAGACUAUGACGUUGAUCAAAACGUCGCCAUGAUGAUUCACACAAAUGCCCAUGAAAAGGCUGUCAGCGCAGGAACCUCAUACAAGGACCUCUUCACGGGGGUUGAUCUUCGCCGAACAGAAAUCACCUGCUGCGUCUGGAUUGUCCAAGUCACAUGCGGCAUAUGGUUUGGCGGCAACGUCUUGUAUUUCCUGGAGCAAGCUGGUUUUAGCACACGGCAAGCAUUCAACUUCAACCUCGGCCAUAAUGCCGUCGCUCUCUUUGGGACUCUCUGCUCGUGGUGGGCAAUGGAGUACGUCGGCCGGAGAAGAUUGUAUCUCUGGGGGUUGGGCAUCAUGUUUGCCAUUCUGAUGCUUGUCGGGUUUCUCGGCAUCCCUGCUCCUGGAGAGGGCAUUGCGUACGGCACAGGUACUCUCUUGAUGAUAUUUACGUUUGUGUAUGACGUGACGGUUGGGCCGGUAUGUUACUGCAUGGUGACGGAAAUACCGUCUACUCGUCUGCGUAUCAAGACGGUGGCCAUGGCGAGAAAUGCGUACAACAUCAUUUCCAUUGGCGCCAAUUUUCUCAAUAAUCCGAUUUUAAACCCCACGGCUUGGAAUUUACGCGGAAAGGGAGGCUUUGUAUGGGCACCCUUGGCGUUAGUGAGCUUUGUAUGGGCGUAUUUUCGUCUGCCGGAGCCGAAGGGUAGGAGUGCGGGAGAAAUGGACGUUUUGUUUGAGCAGGGGGUAUCGGCGAGGAAGUGGAGGAAGACGGAGGUGGAUGAGUUUAGGUCGGAAAAUAUGAAGGCUUCGUCUGAGGAAUUGGACGAGAAGGCUGUUGCGGGUUGA
Messenger RNA from Pochonia chlamydosporia 170, 1707 nucleotides. RefSeq names its product MFS alpha-glucoside transporter. The coding region runs from base 1 to 1707 and encodes 568 amino acids. Gene Ontology annotation, cellular component: membrane. The record is from RefSeq and is a predicted model, not a curated record. Gene Ontology annotation, molecular function: carbohydrate:proton symporter activity. The transcript is spliced from 3 exons. Gene Ontology annotation, biological process: carbohydrate transport; transmembrane transport. NCBI's taxonomy places the organism in Eukaryota, Fungi, Ascomycota, Sordariomycetes, Hypocreales, Clavicipitaceae.